This is a messenger RNA of Alternaria arbusti, 744 nucleotides long. RefSeq lists its product as uncharacterized. The record is from RefSeq and is a predicted model, not a curated record. Lineage: Eukaryota; Fungi; Ascomycota; Dothideomycetes; Pleosporales; Pleosporaceae. The transcript has a single exon. The coding region runs from base 1 to 744 and encodes 247 amino acids.
AUGUCAGCCCAGGACUACAUUGUCAUUGUGAAAGAUAUCGAAAAAGGCUGCGCUACAUUCGGCCAGUGGGACCGCCUCAGCACAAACAUGGUCUUUGCGCUUCCAUGGCGACUUCUGCAGCAAUGUCCAGAUGGACUGAUACCAGACGAGCCCGAAACGGUAGAAAAGUUGGCCGAAAACGAAGAUGCCUUGUCGGACUGGGACAAUGAGGACCGCGGCGUCCGGUGGGACGCAAAUUCAGACUGGACUUUCAAGUCUCUAGAGAAGCCAGACGCACCUAGUACCGAAGAAGACGCAUCUGAAGACUUUACUCCGCAACCGAGCCUGGCAGAUUCUGUCGAAGAGGAAGUCCUUGCAUACAUAGCGACAUUACACACUUGCCAGAAGCCUUACCCGCAUGUAUUCCCGUUAGUGCUCAGGAAGGUCCCAAGGCGCCUGAGCUGCAGACGGAAUACUCGUGAUCGCAUCGAUGCCUUUCGGAGUCUUAGAGCGUUUACCAGAUCACGAUUUGGAAAUGGCUCUUCAAUGCUAAGAAACGAGCUUCUGGUGAGCCAAAACGAAGACCACGCAACCACGGAUAGUGAUGUUGUUAAACUGGACUCAUUCAGGUUAGCGCAUCUUUGGUACGAGCGUUUUGACUCAAGGGCUGCGGAGUACGAUAUGACGGGCAUCAAACUGCUCGAAGAAGAACCUGGCCAGAUAAUAGUCCGUGGUCCUAGAAGCUUAGCACAAGAAGAGUACUAA